Spodoptera frugiperda (fall armyworm) is the source of this 2143-nucleotide messenger RNA. RefSeq names its product facilitated trehalose transporter Tret1-2 homolog. Gene Ontology annotation, molecular function: transmembrane transporter activity. NCBI's taxonomy places the organism in Eukaryota, Metazoa, Arthropoda, Insecta, Lepidoptera, Noctuidae. The coding region runs from base 509 to 2047 and encodes 512 amino acids. The record is from RefSeq and is a predicted model, not a curated record. The transcript is spliced from 4 exons. Gene Ontology annotation, cellular component: membrane. Gene Ontology annotation, biological process: transmembrane transport.
AAGAAUGUCUCAGUGUUGUUACGUCACUGGUCAUUCGCACCGCGUCUGAUAAUUUCCAAGUAGUUUAAAACAUAGUUUUUGUGUUUGAAAGAAAAAGUUCACUUUGAAACCACCUUUAUAAUCACAUAGGUUGUCGAAACAAGAAGUGAUUGACUACAACAGUGCCCCAUUCAAGAAUAUGUUAUCAUAAUUUUUGAUUACUUUUUCUUAUCAAGUGCUUUAAUAACGUAAUAUUUAUUCUCUUAACCUUAAAAUUUGAACUUUUACAUAAACUGAGAUUUAGUGGAAACCAGUGUUAAAUUCGAUCGUACGUUGAAUCAGUUCCAUAUGUUUUAUUAUCGUCAAUUUGCUCACAUGUUCUCACAAUUUCCGUGGAAUAAACAAGAGUGUUUGUAGUGUGUAAACAGUAUGGUAUUUGGAAUUUUCAAAGAAUAUUAUUUUAAAAAGAAGUCACUCCGUGAUUGCUGACGUGCUGUGAAAUAUAAAAAGUGUGUAGAAUUAUUAAAACAUGGAGACAGGCAGUCGAGGCGUUCUGGAAACGGACGAUAAUGAAGAAUGUCCGAAACACCCGAAAUUUUUAUGGCAACCAUUUUUGAGGCAGUUGUACGUAUGCACCGUAUGUACGUCGAUAUAUUUCGUGUUGGGAUUAUGUUUCGGAGCGCCCACCGUCUACAUACCGCAGCUGAGGAAAGAAAUGCAAGCAAAUGCAACUGGGUCCCAGCUUACAGACGAUAUGGCAUCUUGGUUGUCUUCCAUUCUCGGCUACUGCUCCAUGCCAUGGGUGAUUAUCCUACCAAUACUCACGCACUACAUAGGAAGGAAAAUUCCAUUCCUUAUCGUAACUGUAUUGACACUAGUCAGCUUCAUCGUGUACUACUGCAGUACCAGCCCCGUACACUUGUUGGUCAGUGAGAUACUACAAGGGAUUACUCUUGCGAGUAACAUGACUGUUUUAAUAGUUAUCAUUGUGGAGUACUCUACACCUCGCUACCGAGGCGUGUUCAUGAUGAUUGAAUCGUCUAUAUUCUUCUGGGGAGUUUGGAUAGCCAAUGUCACAGGCACCUUCAGUCAUUGGAAGAACAUUGCUAUCAUUGCUUUCGUGUGCUGCAUAUACGCAAUGACAGCUAUCGUAAUGCCAGAGUCUCCAUCCUGGCUUGCAAUGCGAGGACGCUUCGAGGAGUGUGCCAGAGCACAUCAUUGGCUAAAAGGAUACGAUCAAGAAUCAGAAGAGGAACUCGAGAGCCUCAUAAAAUCUCAAAAGGAGUAUCGCAGAAAGUGCGCAGCGCGAGUAAAUUCAACUUCGUGGUAUAAACUACGAAUUAUCAAAGAAACGGUAACUGCGAAAGGGUUCUAUCAGCCUCUACUGCUAUCUAUGGCUGUAAUGUCAUUGUACCAUUUCUCAGGAAAAUUAGUCUGCUCAAUGUACGCCGUAGAUUUGAUCAGUCAAAUAACUUCUAGCGAGUCUGCUGCUUACACUGGAAUGCUCAUUCUGGACGCAGUAACAAUACUUGGCAUGCAGGUUGGUUGUGUUUUAUCAAAGUUAGUAAAUAGACGAACAUUGUUGUUAUCUUCGUCAGCUCUAGGAAUCACGUUUUUGUUUAUAAUAUCAUUGUAUCUGCAUUUAGUUAGUAUAAAAACCAUCGCAGAGAAUAAGAUAAUAUCCAUUGUGUUGUUGACAUCGUUCUCAGUGGCCAUUACUUGUGGACCGAUGAUAAUGCCGUCCACUAUCUUCGGCGAGCUAAUAUUUUUGAGGUACAAAAGUUCAUCGUUGCUUAUACUUACAUUGUUUUCUGAACUACUAAUGGCAACGGUACUUAAACUGUCACCGCAUAUAUUUAAAGCGCUCACAUUGCAAGGCGCCUUCUUGUUCUACGGCAUAUCAGCUUCCAUUUUCGCAUUUAUUUUGUACAAAUAUUUACCUGAAACCAAAGAUAAAACCCUGCAAGAAAUUGAGAAUUAUUUCAAAGAGUCCAAUGAAAUGGUUGAGGAUUCCGCUAAAGCGUUUAUUAAUGAGAAACCGGAUAAUUAUGACACUCAGAAAUGUUAGAAGAUUUUUAUGUUUUCGUAAUUAUAUUUAAUGGCAUUUACUGUGUAAAUAAUAAAAUGUAAUUUAAGUAGGUGUAAUUAAAAUGUUUACAAUGUU